CCCCUGCCGCGUAUAGGUUUCGGCGUUUGCAGCGAGAAGAGAAAGCUGAGAUAGAGAAGCGAAGCGAAUUGAAUUUUAUUUUCAUUUGUUGUGCGUUCUGAAUCAUUCCCACAAACACAUUUUGUGUUUUUCCAGUUUUCGGCUGAAGUCUCUACGUUCCCUUAGUCUCGUUUCCUCAAAACCAUGGGCAAAGCUGUGGUCUCGGACGAAGAAGAUGAGGUUGGAUUCGAAGAUGAGGAGAGGGAACCUGUCGAUGGCGACCCAGUCGAUGACCGCGAAGUCGAGGACGAGGACGAGGACGAGGACGAGGAAGAUGAUGAUGGUCAGGAUGAGUAUGAGAAGGAUGGUUUUAUUGUAGAUGAUAUUGAUGAAGAGGAACCAGACGAAGAGGAAGAGAGGGUUGACAGUGAUGAGGAGAGACAGAAGAAGAAGAAAAGGAAGAAAAAAGAGGAAUAUCGACUUGAUGAAGAUGACUAUGAACUUUUGGAGGACAACAAUGUUAUAACCCGCAGGAAGGACAAAAAGUUCAAAAGGCUCAAGAAAGCUCAGCGGCAUCCAGGUGAGGAGCCCUCUGGUUUUUCUGAUGAGGAGGAGUUUGUUGGAAGUGGUAAAAGUGGACGAACUGCGGAGGAGAAGCUUAAACACAGCUUAUUCGGUGAUGAUGAAGGAGCUUUGCUUGAGGAUAUUGCUGAAGAGGAGGAGCAGGCAGAAGAGGAAGACGAUGGAGAAAUUGGUGAAGAGGAUGAAAUGGCAGAUUUUAUAGUGGAUGAAGAAAUUGAUGAAAAUGGAGCUCCUGUUAGACAGAGGAAGUUGAAGAGAAAGAAAUCUAGGCAGGCACCAGGAGUUUCGUCAUCUGCAUUGCAGGAAGCUCAUGAGAUAUUUGGUGAUGUUGAUGAAUUGUUACAGCUCAGAAAACAAGGAUUGGAUUCUAGUGAAUGGAGGGAAAGAAGACUUGAAGAUGAAUUUGAACCAAUUGUUCUUUCAGAGAAGUAUAUGACAGAGAAAGAUGACCAGAUUCGAGAGCUAGAUGUCCCAGAAAGAAUGCAGAUAGCAGAGGAAAGUACUGGUUCUCCUCCACUGGAUGAAAUUAGUGUAGAAGAUGAGAGCACCUGGAUCUAUAAUCAGCUUGCAUGUGGUUCGAUACCUUUGUUUGGCAAGAGAGGUUUGGGGAAUCCUAAAGAAGGGCAGGAUUUGUUGGUAAACAGGGAUGACAUCAUCAGAUUCUUGGACCUUCAUCAUGUGCAGAAGUUAGAUAUUCCAUUUAUUGCCAUGUAUCGGAAAGAGGAGUGCCUAAGCUUGUUGAAGGAUCCAGAAAAAUAUGAAGUGGAUGGCAAUCAGGAUAAGCCUGAGACAACACCUACUUUAAAGUGGCACAAGGUGCUGUGGGCAAUCCAAGACUUGGACAGAAAAUGGCUGCUCCUUCAGAAACGAAAAAUUGCUCUACAAUCGUACUACAAUAAGCGAUUUGAGGAGGAAUCUCGACGUAUUUAUGAUGAGACAAGACUUACUUUAAACCAACAACUUUUUGAAUCAAUUAUAAAAUCACUCAAGGCUGCAGAAUCAGAGAGAGAAGUUGAUGAUGUUGACUCCAAAUUUAACUUGCAUUUUCCGCCUGGUGAAGCUGGUGUAGAUGAAGGACAAUAUAAGAGGCCCAAGAGAAAAUCACUUUAUAGCAUCUGUAGUAAGGCUGGCCUGUGGGAAGUUGCAAGCAAAUUUGGGUACAGCUCUGAGCAAUUUGGUUUGCAGUUAUCGUUAGAAAAAAUGAGAAUGGAUGAGCUAGAAGAUGCUAAGGAAACGCCAGAGGAGAUGGCUUCAAACUUUACAUGUGCUAUGUUUGAGACACCUCAAGCUGUGCUCAAGGGAGCCAGACACAUGGCAGCAGUUGAGAUAAGCUGUGAACCAUGUGUCAGGAAAUAUGUGAGAAGCAACUAUUUGGAUAAUGUUGUUGUAUCAACGAGCCCAACACCUGAUGGGAAUGUUGCAAUUGAUUCUUUUCAUCAGUUUGCAGGGGUAAAGUGGUUGCGUGAAAAGCCAUUGACUAGAUUUGAGGAUGCACAGUGGCUUCUUAUCCAGAAAGCUGAAGAGGAGAAGCUUAUUCAAGUUACUAUUAAGCUGCCAGAAGAAAAACUAAAUAAGUUAAUAAGUGACUUCAAUGAGUACUAUCUUAGUGAUGGUGUCAGUAAGUCUGCUCAACUGUGGAAUGAGCAGCGGAAGUUAAUAUUGCAGGAUGCGCUCUUUGGUUUUCUUCUGCCUUCAAUGGAGAAAGAAGCAAGAUCCUUUUUGACUAGUAGAGCAAAAAACUGGUUACUGAUGGAAUAUGGGAAAGUUUUGUGGAAUAAAGUUUCUGUGGGACCAUAUCAGAGGAAGGAGAAUGAUAUUAACUCUGAUGAGGAAGCUGCACCUAGGGUUAUGGCUUGUUGUUGGGGUCCAGGAAAGCCAGCAACUACUUUUGUGAUGCUGGAUUCAUCUGGUGAGGUGCUAGAUGUGCUGUACACUGGGUCUCUUACUUUAAGAUCACAAAAUGUUACUGAUCAGCAGCGUAAGAAAAAUGAUCAAGAGCGGGUCUUGAAAUUUAUGACUGACCAUCAACCGCAUGUUGUUGUCUUAGGAGCUGUUAAUUUGGCCUGUACCCGUUUAAAAGAGGAUAUCUAUGAGAUAAUUUUUAAGAUGGUGGAGGAGAAUCCUAGAGAUGUUGGUCAUGAUAUGGAUGGCCUUAGCAUUGUAUAUGGGGAUGAAUCUUUGCCUCGUCUUUAUGAAAAUUCUCGGAUUUCUGCUGAUCAGCUGCCUGGCCAGUCAGGCAUUGUUAAGCGAGCUGUAGCUGUUGGGCGCUAUCUUCAAAAUCCUUUGGCAAUGGUUGCUACACUUUGUGGACCAGGAAGAGAGAUCUUAUCUUGGAAACUCGAUCCUUUAGAGAACUUUCUGACCCCAGAUGAAAAAUAUGGGAUGGUUGAACAGGUCUUGGUAGAUGUUACAAACCAGGUUGGCCUUGACAUAAAUCUGGCUAUCAGUCAUGAAUGGUUAUUUGCUCCUUUGCAAUUUAUUUCUGGGCUUGGACCCAGGAAGGCAGCAUCCCUGCAGAGGUCUUUGGUAAGAGCUGGAGCAAUAUUUACGAGAAAGGAAUUUGUUACUGCACAUGAUCUUGGUAAAAAGGUGUUUUUCAAUUCAGUUGGUUUUUUGCGUGUUCGACGGAGUGGGUUGGCUGCUAGCAGCAGCCAGUUUAUUGAUUUGUUGGAUGAUACAAGAAUACAUCCAGAAUCGUAUGGUCUUGCACAGGAGCUGGCUAAAGAUGUUUAUGACGAAGAUGCUGCCAAUGAUGAUGAGGAUGCACUGGAGAUGGCUAUAGAGCAUGUUAGAGAUCGGCCUAGUGUUUUGAAAACUCUUGCUGUUGACGAAUAUGCUAAAAGCAAGAAUCGUGAAAAUAAGAUGGAAACAUUUUAUGAUAUAAAGAGGGAAUUAAUGCAGGGCUUUCAGGAUUGGCGUAGACAAUAUGAAGAACCUAGUCAGGAUGAAGAAUUCUAUAUGAUUUCAGGUGAAACUGAAGAUACCCUUGCUGAAGGGAAAAUUGUGCAAGCCACAGUCCGCAGAGUUCAGGCUCAGAAGGCAAUCUGUGUUCUGGAUUCUGGAUUGACAGGGAUGCUUAUGAAAGAAGACUAUUCAGAUGAUUGGAGGGAUAUUUCUGAGUUAGCUGACAGGGUGAAUGAGGGUGACAUUCUCACCUGCAAGAUUAAAUCUAUUCAAAAGAACAGGUAUCAGGUGUUUCUAGUUUGUAGGGAGAGUGAAAUGAGAAACAAUCGAUACCAGAAUUUUCGAAAUCUUGAUCCGUACUACCAGGAAGACCGGAGUAGUGUACAAAGUGAGCAGGAAAAAUCUCGCAAAGAAAAGGAACUGGCAAAGAAGCAUUUCAAGCCAAGGAUGAUUGUUCAUCCCCGCUUCCAGAAUAUAACUGCAGAUGAAGCAAUGGAGUUCUUGUCCGAUAAGGAUCCUGGCGAAAGUAUCAUACGUCCAAGUUCUCGUGGGCCUUCAUUUUUGACUUUAACUCUCAAGGUUUAUGAUGGGGUUUAUGCUCAUAAAGACAUUGUUGAAGGUGGAAAGGAACACAAGGACAUUACAAGCUUACUUCGAAUUGGAAAGACAUUGAAAAUUGGUGAGGACACUUUUGAAGAUUUGGAUGAGGUGAUGGAUCGAUAUGUUGAUCCCCUGGUGGGUCACUUAAAAGCGAUGCUAAGUUAUCGCAAGUUCAGGAAGGGUACAAAAGCAGAAGUCGAUGAAGUCUUAAGAAUUGAGAAAGCAGAGUUUCCUAUGAGGAUAGUUUACUCUUUUGGCAUUUCUCAUGAACAUCCUGGAACUUUCAUUCUGACUUACAUACGCAGUACAAACCCGCAUCAUGAGUAUAUUGGUCUUUAUCCAAAAGGGUUCAAGUUUAGGAAAAGGAUGUUUGAGGACAUUGAUCGGCUUGUGGCAUAUUUUCAGCGGCAUAUUGAUGAUCCCCAACAUGAUUCAGCGCCGUCCAUCAGAUCAGUUGCUGCUAUGGUUCCAAUGCGAAGCCCUGCAGCUGGGGGCUCUUCAGGGGCAUCAGGAGGCAGUGGCUGGGGUGGUUCAACAAAUGAGGGUGGUUGGAGAGGUCAGUCUUUGGAUCGAGAUCGCUCAGGUACACCAGGUUCAAGAGCAGGUCGAAAUGAUUAUAGAAACAGUGGCAGUCGAGGUGGACGUGCCAGUGGGCUGCCUAGACCAUAUGGUGGACAUGGCCGUGGAAGAGGCUCAUAUAAUAGCAGUAAAGUUAGUAGCACUGGUAAUGAGAGGCAGGAUUCUGGUUUUGAUGCCCCCAGAUGGGAUUCAGUCAGCAAGGAUGGAAAUGAGGGUUGGAGCAAUUUCCCAGGUGCCAAGGUCCAAAAUUCUCCUGGGAGGGAGGCUUUUCCUGGUGGUUGGGGUGGAAGUGGAAGUGGCAGUGGUGGCAACAGUUGGGGCGGCGGUGGUACUACCGACAGUAAUGGCUGGGGUAAUGCUAGUGGUAGUGGUAGUGGUAGUGGUAGUGGUGGUAACGUUGGAGGUUGGGGUGGGGGUGCUGGUGUUGGUAAUGCUGACCCCAAAAGAAGUUCUACCGGGAAUGGUUGGUCAGGGAGUCGUGGUUGGUGAAUUUACAGCAAAAUCCAAUAUUUGUAGUGGAUGGUAAAGCCCCCAUAGGGGAUAGGUGAAUUUACUGCAAAACCAAACUCUUCUCGACUUUGUAGUGUUCUUAGGUCUCUCAUUUGUAACUGGCCCAGUGCUCUCCUUCUGUAUUUGUUGGGAAAAAAAUUUAUAAUAAUAGAAAUACCUGAUGUUCAGUUUUAUCAUUGUGUGGUGAUGCUCUGAUAUGCAAAUAUCACCUAUAUUACAAUUAUUAUUAUUAUUAGUAUGGAGAAAAAGGGUGGUCCAAACAAGUUGGCACAUUGCAUUCGAUCAGAGCUGCAUAUAGGCAUGUGAUCGCUUUAAAUCAGUUUAGUUUUUGCUUGGAUGGUCAAUCUAAGAGUGUAUGUUGAAUUUGUUAUUUAUGUAAAUCUAUAUAAAAUUAUUUAUUAAAUAUUAGAUAAUAUUUGUUUUAUGUUUAAUUUUGUCAAAGAAUUAGCAGAAUAAAUGAAAUAAGUUAAUAAUUUAGUAUUGGAAUAAAAAUUAAAUAAUAAUAAACGUUUAAAUUUGUAGACUUUUGUAUUUUAAUGAGCUUUUUGAGUACGAAUAGGCCUUUCUUAAGCAAGAAAUUUCGAAUUUUGAAGUUUAACCCUAAGCAUAUAAAGUUUCAGGGAAAAAAGAAGCAUAAUAAUAAUAAUAAAAAUGAAAAAAAAAGGGUGUCUUUUUAUCCCUCGAUCUAAAAAUAUAAAUAAACGUAAAAAGGAAAAGAAAUAUAUACAAAAAGGAAAAGAAAUAGAUACAAAUAAGUAGACCAAAAUGAAAUCCCAAAUUCCACUUCUCAGAGUCAGCCUCAGCCUAGGGUUUCAUCAAAUCUCUCUCCCAGGUCUGUAAAUUAGCGUAUGCGUGGAAUCCACCCGUUCCUCUUUCGAUCUGUCAAAG
Messenger RNA from Ziziphus jujuba (common jujube), 6042 nucleotides. RefSeq names its product transcription elongation factor SPT6 homolog. NCBI's taxonomy places the organism in Eukaryota, Viridiplantae, Streptophyta, Magnoliopsida, Rosales, Rhamnaceae. The transcript has 17 exons. Gene Ontology annotation, biological process: transcription elongation-coupled chromatin remodeling; transcription elongation by RNA polymerase II; nucleosome organization. Gene Ontology annotation, cellular component: transcription elongation factor complex. The record is from RefSeq and is a predicted model, not a curated record. Gene Ontology annotation, molecular function: nucleosome binding; nucleic acid binding; histone binding. The coding region runs from base 184 to 5133 and encodes 1649 amino acids.